AUGACGACACGUCGUACGCAGCUGCGUGACGUUCCUCUCUCGCUUCUCGUCUGCCUCUCCGUCGCUCUCGCGCUCUCUCCCGCCCUCGCCUUCGCUCCCUCAGACGUAGCAAAGUACCGCGGACUGUUCUGGCGCUUCCUGGACCAAUGGCCGUCAUUGACGCGUCCACAUCAGGACGCUGCUGACCUGAACUCGAACAACGCGGCAAUCCCAUCGCUAUCGUCUGCUUCUUCGUUCGCGGCGGGCAAUGAGACCUGGGAGUCGCAGCCGCAGAAGCAGGCGGAGUCGCAAGGGGAGUCGCAAGCGGAGGGAGCUGUCUUGAAGCGUCCCGCCGUCGCUGCCGGAGUGAGCGCUUCGAGAAAACGGCUGGCACACGAGGCGCGCGAGGAUAUUCAGAUGGGGCGCAGGCGAAUGGGCGUCCACACACCAAUCGUGAUCCACCGCGGAACCAUCGGCGCGAUCGUGCGAAACAACUAUGUGCACGACUUUCUCUUCGCGGGAAUUCGCUGUGGCUCAGACGUGCACUUCGCCGCGGAUUGCAUGCUCACGCAGAUCGACCGCAACCACGUCGUCGCUGCUGGGCGGAACAGAUCCGGCGAUCAGGACGCAGCUGGCAUCUACUAUUGCGUGCACUGGUUCAGCCCUGACAACACGGCGGAGUGCAAUUACAUCUUCAACGGGGACCACUGCUACUACCUCGACUUUGUCACCUCGGGUGUGACUAUCAAGGGGGGUGCAUGCAUCAACACGUACGAUGGGAUCAAGGUCAACAACGGAAAGUGGAAUUCUAUUGAGAGUGUGAUCAUAAAGAAGGUACCAGGCUCACCAGGGUGGAGCACGUGUUUCACUCCAACAGUGCUCAACUGCGACAAGAACCCCGGCACGUACUGGGAGCUCAUGCGCAAACAGUACUAUGACACACCAGUGUUCAGAGAGAAAUACCCUUUCUGGCCUGAUGUUUGCGGGCAGAAGAACAUCAACGGCAAGCCAUGCAACACCAAAGCCAAGGGAACGUUGCCUGCAGAGAAAACAGGGGCGUGCAGCGGCCUUCCCACAGAAAACUACCAAAACCUUGUCUUGGUGGAGACUGAGGGGAGAGAUCUUGGUUACAAGUACUGCGAGAACUUACCUACUGUGGAGGCGGGUCCUCUAAAUGAUCAGAGGAAGGUGAACCUCACCGACAUUCCUGGGGCAAAGUUUAUGGAUUAUGCAAACGACGACCUGGGGGUGAAUACAGGCUCAUCUCUCUUCACCAGCAUCAGUGGCUUUAAGAGCUGCCCAAGGAAAGAUGUGGGGCCCCGGCGAAUCGAUGAUGGGCUCUACUAUUUGAAUUUCAACCGCCCGGAGCCGGAUCUGUACAAGCUGGUGGUGAGCAUGGCUACUAAACACGUGCAUGAUCCUGCUAUUGUGAAGCUGAGUAAGAUUCCCAAGAAAGGGAAGAAGUGA
Closterium sp. NIES-65 is the source of this 1446-nucleotide messenger RNA. NCBI's taxonomy places the organism in Eukaryota, Viridiplantae, Streptophyta, Zygnematophyceae, Desmidiales, Closteriaceae. The record is from the annotation of a GenBank genome assembly.